This is a messenger RNA of Triticum aestivum (bread wheat), 2688 nucleotides long. RefSeq names its product probable LRR receptor-like serine/threonine-protein kinase At1g05700. Gene Ontology annotation, biological process: protein phosphorylation. Bases 1 to 2688 code for a protein of 895 amino acids. NCBI's taxonomy places the organism in Eukaryota, Viridiplantae, Streptophyta, Magnoliopsida, Poales, Poaceae. Gene Ontology annotation, molecular function: protein binding; protein kinase activity; ATP binding. The transcript has 14 exons. The record is from RefSeq and is a predicted model, not a curated record.
AUGGCCGCCCGAUGGUCGCAGACACUCCUGCUCAGCCUCACCGCUGCCGCCGUCGGGGUGCUUCGAGUUCACGGCCAGCGAGCGCCUAGUCUCGAAGGUUUCAUCACCAUAGACUGCGGCCAGGAGCAGGGCAGCUACACGGACCCCAUCACCAAGAUACCUGUCACGUCGGACGCCGGCUUCACAGACGCCGGCUACAACUACAACAUCUCGGCCGAGUACAUGAAGCCACAGCCCCAGCUGGCCAAGACCUACCACACCGUGCGCGGCUUCCCGGACACGGCUUGCGGCUGCUACACCCUACCGUCCCUCGUGCCGGGGUCCAAGUACCUGAUCCGGGCCUUCUUCAGGUACAGCAACUACGAUGGGCUCAACAAGCUCCCCAUCUUUGAUCUCUACCUCGGCGUCAACUUGUGGCGAACGGUGAACAUCACCCGGGCCGAGUGGACGGUGCUGGCCGAGGUCAUGGCCGUGAUCCCGGACGAGUCGGUGCAGGUUUGCCUGGUGAACAUCGGCUCAGGGACGCCGUUUAUCUCCUCGCUGUCCCUGAGGCCCUUGGAGAACACAAUGUAUCAGCAGGUGAACGCGACGCAGGGGCUUGGCCUCGUCGACAGACGCAAUAUGGGCGGCGCGGGUAGCUACCCAAUCAGGUACCCGGACGAUCCAUACGACCGGGCCUGGAUGCCGCGGAGCAACCCGAAUUUGUGGUUGGACAUCUCAACAAAGGAGAAGGUCCAAGAGAGUGUGGGCAACCUCCGCCUCCAUGUGCCGUCCACCGUGAUGCAGACCGCUGUCACGGCGCUCAACGGCUCCAAGUCCAAGACCGUCGAGGUGUCUUGGGAGACGGAGCUGGACCACGUCCACCCAACGCCCGGAUGCAUUGCCAUCCUGUAUACCGCCGAGCUGCAGAUCCUAGCCGGCAACGACGUGCGCCAGUUCAACAUCAUCGUCGACGACGGGCCGACUGAUCUCCCGCACACGCCUGAGUACCUUGUCACCCACGGUUUUGCGAACAUCGAACCUCACAAGUGCUUAAGCCGGUACAACUUCACCGUGACUGCCACGGCCAACUCGACACUGCCACCGAUCAUCAACGCCUUCGAGUAUUUCUCCGUCAUCUCUACAGCCAACGUUGGCACAGACAUUCAGGACGUUUCUGCUAUUCAUGGCAUCAAGACUAAGUAUAGGGUGAAGAGGAAUUGGAUGGGUGAUCCCUGCGCUCCAAAGACUUUUAAAUGGGAUGGGUUGUCCUGCAGCUAUGCUAUCUCUGGGCGUCCAAGAAUCACAAGAAUAAAUAUGUCAUCUAAUGGUUUGAGCGGUGAUAUAUCAUCUUAUUUCGACGAUCUCAAAGAUAUCCAGUCCUUGGAUUUGUCAUACAACAAAUUGAGAGGAUCAAUUCCUAAUGUUCUUUCACAACUACCAUCUCUCGUGUUCUUAGAUUUGACAGGUAACCAACUUAAUGGAUCCAUCCCCUCUAGGCUUCUAAAGAGAAGUCAAGAUGGCACCCUAACUCUAAGAUACAACAAAAACCCAAACCUUUGCAACAGAAACAGCUCUUGCCAGCAUACCAAAACCAAAAAGAAUUAUAAGCACGCCGUCUAUAUUGUUGUUCCGAUAGUUGCAGUUGCUGUGAUUGGAGCACUUGUAGUACUUCUGAUUCUCAUAGUGAGGAAAAAGAAAGGAGCAACAAGGAGGAGCAAAGGACAAGACCAUCAACACCUGGACAACCACCGAUUCACGUACAAGGAGCUACAGACCAUAACAGACAACUUCAAGAUAGUACUCGGCCAAGGAGGGUUUGGAACUGUUUAUGAUGGCUUCUUGCAGGAUGGUACUCAAGUGGCAGUGAAGUUGCGGUCUCAAUCCUCCAGUCAAGAUGUAAGAGAGUUUUUGACAGAGGCUCAGACAUUAACGAAGAUUCAUCACAAGAAUCUUGUAUCAUUAGUUGGUUAUUGCAAGGAUGGGGUGUAUUUGGCUCUUGUCUACGAGCAUAUGUCUGAAGGAAAUCUAGAAAAGAAACUCAGAGGGAGAGAUUGCAAUGAUGUACCCUUAACCUGGAGACAGAGGCUUUGCAUUGCACUACAAUCCGCACAAGGGCUCGAGUAUUUGCACAAGUCGUGCAGCCCGCCCUUCGUGCAUCGUGACGUCAAGACAUCAAACAUCCUACUAAAUAAAAAUCUUGAGGCCAAAGUUGCCGACUUUGGCUUGAUGAAGGCUUUCAAUCAUGAUGACGAUACACAUAUAUCCACGGCCCGGGUGAUUGGAACACGAGGCUACCUCGCCCCUGAGUAUGCAAGGGCCCUACAAUUGAACGAAAAAAGUGAUGUACAUAGCUUUGGGGUCGUGCUACUGGAGGUAAUUACAGGUCAACCCACCAUCCUUCAAUCUACAGAGGUCAUCCAUAUUGUCCAAUGGGCACGUCAACACCUUUCGGGAGGCAACAUUGAGGAAGUGGUUGAUGCCCGCAUGCAAGGUGACUACAAUGUGAACAACAUGUGGAAGGUCGUGGAUCUUGCACUCAAGUGCACCGAGCAUGACCCCGUGCAACGGCCCACAAUGACUAAUGUGGCUUCCCAACUGCAAUAUUGCCUUGAGUUAGAGGGUGAAAACCAAACUAGACAUAAUGCUAACACUACCUUCUACACGAUGAAAGAUAGCUGUGGCGUCCGUGAUUUACCGAUGAUGUAA